Solea senegalensis (Senegalese sole) is the source of this 11511-nucleotide messenger RNA. RefSeq names its product zinc finger, ZZ-type with EF hand domain 1 (gene zzef1). Gene Ontology annotation, cellular component: postsynapse. Gene Ontology annotation, biological process: regulation of synaptic plasticity; protein ubiquitination. Lineage: Eukaryota; Metazoa; Chordata; Actinopteri; Pleuronectiformes; Soleidae. Bases 146 to 9262 code for a protein of 3038 amino acids. The record is from RefSeq and is a predicted model, not a curated record. Gene Ontology annotation, molecular function: ubiquitin-like protein ligase activity; zinc ion binding; calcium ion binding. The transcript is spliced from 54 exons.
GUACAGUACGUCAAUGCGGUAGUAGUGAACGGCAGAGUUUCGCUGUAGGUGAAUGUUGGAAAGGUCUGACCGGCUCUACGUCGCUAAACUGACAGCCAACGGGCCGCGGGGAUUGUCGGAGCCGCCGUAGGUCGGUGAAACAGUCAUGGGGAACGUAGAGAGCGGCUGCGGUGGAGGCAGCGGUGACGAGGAAGACGUAGAAACGGAGAGCCCCGGCUUCGCGGAAGACAGUCCGGCCUCUGCGGCCACUGGCGGCGGUGUUGGAGCAGUCGGAGGCUCCGGUUCUGCCAAAAGCGGAAGGGGAUCGAAUAACGUGGCCGUGCCUACCGGUGGACCACCCACCCCCGGUGUACUCUUAGAACAAGUGAAACUGAGAGAAGCGGCGGCCCGUAUCGGUGACUCGGGGGUCGCCAUUCAGGAAUCUGUCUUGGCAGGGAAUGAAGGGGCCCUGGUGCGGUGGCUGGAGGACCGUUUAAACCGAGGAGAGGAGUCUGUUAAUGUCGAACAAUUCUGUGAGAUGUUGGAGGGCAGAGAUGCUCCGAGAGAAGAAUGUGAAGAGGCUUUUGGGCAGUUUGACGCCGAGGGUGAUGGGGUGGUGGAUGUCGAGAGCAUGCUGAUUGCAUUGAAGAACUCCAAUGGAGCUAAUCUACAGGGAGAGCUCAGUCAUGUGAUAAGACAGCUACAGUCUUGCUCUCUAACCCCAGGAUUUGUUGACAUUUUCUCCAAGACCAAAGACCGGUUAGGGGCACAUGCAUCUAAGAUCCUUAAGUUCUUACACAGGAAUCGUAUCCCCAGCAGUGCCAUUCCAUUCCCUGUCUUAGAGGGCUACAAUAAUAUCUGCACCAUGAGGUCCAGUGUGGUCCAGGACUACUUGGAAUUCCUUUUGCAAAAAGAGAAAGAUUUAGAUAUCCAAUACAGAGCGGAACUGGACCGCGACCCAGAGGUGGACAAGGUCAAGGUGGUCACGCAGUGCUACAGCGCAAUAGAAGCUUCAUCUAAUGUUGCUGACGUUUACAAGAUAACAAAUGGUGAAACUUCAACUUUCUGGCAGUCAGAUGGCAGUCCACGCUCACACUGGAUCAGGUUGAAAAUGAAACCAGAUGUGGUUUUGAGACGGCUGGCCAUUGCUGUGGCUUCAAAUGACCACAGCUACAUGCCUCAGCUGAUCUCACUGGCUGUGGGGAAAAAACGUCGUUCCCUGCAAGAAAUCAAAGAGGUCCGCAUCCCCAGCAAUGUCACAGGCUAUGUUGUUCUCCUGGAGAAUGCCAACAUAACACUCCCCUACAUCCAAAUCAACAUCAAGCGAUGUCUGAGUGACGGAUGUGACACCAGGAUUCAUGGCUUGAAGACUCUCGGUUAUCAGAUUACCAAGAGUAAAGAGGUGUCUGUUUCGGAUGCUUCAGCCAUCUGGUACCUGUCUCUCCUCACUUCCUUGGUCACUGCUUCUAUGGAGACUAACCCUGCACUGGCCCAGACUGUCCUUCAGAGCACGCAAAAAGCCUUGCGCCACAUGCCACCAUUGUCCCUGACACCAACAUCCACGGAGUUUCCCAAGUUCUUCUCUUUGAACAUCCUAGAGGAGGUGGAUGGAUUUCUGCUCAGGAUAGCAGACUGCUGUGUGAGCCGUGAUGCAGAACUGACCCUGCUGGCCUUCGCUCUGGCCAGAGGCAGCGUGGCAAAAGUGCUCCAGGCCUUGUCCUGCCUCAACAAUCAUUUAAAUACCGAGUACAAGGCGUCCUCCCUCAUUGCAUCUAUGGCCUCGGUUAGGCUGCGACUACACUACCACAACGGAAAGCCCCUCCAGCUGCACCUACAGGCCUGUGAUGUGAAGAGUAAAGAGGAGAAAUCCGGACCAGAGAACAUGCUCACAGAGUCUUCCACUGGUGAUGGUUUUCUCACAGAGACUGGCAGAAAGAAAGCCAGUGUGAUACUGUCCACUGAGGACCAGAGCAACUUCCAGGUCACUCAGAUGAAGAUCAAAGUGCGGAAAGGAGCCAUUGGAGCAAAAUGUGGCUUGGUGUUUGCGUACAAAGACGAGGACCCUUUUGAUGCAGAGAAACAUUUCAGGAGGUUCAAAAAGUAUGACUCGUGGAACUACAAGGACUAUAAAAAGUUUGUUCAGGCCAGUGUGAAGAUUCCAGCAGAGACUGAGGACGAGCCGAUUGGCUGGUUCGAGCUUGAGGAGGACUGGAACGGCGUUGAGAUCAAGCUGCAGCAGUAUCGAGUUGCAAAGUUCCUGAUGGUGAAAUUCCUCUGCACCAGGCAGGACUCUGCUGAGCGUCUGGGUGUACAGUCCAUCAGCUUUAGUGGCUACUUGUGCCCUGGGAUGGAGAAGCUGGGGGACCUGGAUGACCUCAGUCUAAAGGGAGAGCGCUUCGACUGUGAUGCUGUCACUGGCCUUUGUCUACUUAACAAGACACUUUUCUUCAUUCAGCAGCUUACACGAGACAUGAAUACUUCUCAAUUCAAGCAGAAAUGUCUCCUGGACUUCAGUGGCCUCACCCUCAACCUCUUCUGGAAAUUCUACAGUAAACUCAGAGAAAUUGAGGGAGAAGAGGUGUUGAAGAGUAGAGUUCUGCUGCUCCAGUUGAUGGAGAACUGUUUCCCUGUGCUGCCCAACCCACUGGAGUACGAAGGCGCACAGGAGAGUAGGGUGCCGGAUGCAGAAGGUGCUGCAGCAGCAGCUUGUCCAUCCACAUCCAGCAGUGAAGAGCCUCUGAAUGACUCAGUUAAGGCUGUGUGUGAAUUUUACACUCACCUCUGCCAAAUUGUGGACGAUCCAGUGGGUGAAACAUUGGUGGAGAAAGCUUUGCACAGUGAAGCAGUCAAGGCCAUUCUUAAUGGUGCUGCUGUUUUCUUUCCUGAUAAACGCGUACGUCGAGACAGACUCUUCCACAUGAUGAAACAUAUUACUGAAGAGGAUCAGCCAGAGUCAGUAAAGGUGACAUUUGAGUCACUCUGUAAUUACUUCAGUGAUCAGGAUCCAAGUGGCCUUCUUCUGCUACCACCUAAAGGAGCUCCUGCAGACUUUGACAUCAGCCCCAUGCUGUCAGUCAUGGAGACACUGCUUCUGGUGGCAACCCGAGAGUGUGAAGUUAUUAUGGUGGAUGGGAGUAGUGGACCCAGCAGGGCGGUGUUGUUGUCCUUGUUCUGGGCACUGCAAGGAAGUCUGCUCUCCUGGUGCUACCUGCAGCUUAAAGGAGGAACUUCAACAGCCAUCGCCAUGGAGUUGGCAAGAGACAUCCUGCUAAAAUAUGUGGAUCAGUUCUUGGGAAAUGUUAAGACUGCCUUUCUUUCCCUCCUGGAGAGAUACACUGGUGCUGAAAUUACUGACAAACUUGGCAACUCCAUCCUAGCCACAGUCUUCAGACAACUGUUGAUCUUCUUCCUGGAGUUGUGUUCUUUGGACAUCCCUCACAGUGUGCUGCUGAAGAGCUUCUCUUCCCUUGUUGAGCUCUUCAAAAACCUGACCACUGACACUGGAGACAUACUUUCAAAGGUGGAUCAAGAGAGCUGGCACCAGCCGCAGCAGCCAGUGGUGUUGAGAACCUGGAACAUGGAAUCUCCUCACAACUAUGAGAACAGCCGCCAUGAGACCACCAUCUUUGCGUGUCCCGGUGCUACUUCCUUUGAGGUCGAGUUCGAUGAGCGCUGUGAGACAGAGAAGAGAUAUGAUUACCUAGAAUUUACAGAUUCUAGAGGUGGCAAAGUUCGCUAUGACAUGAAAGUUGGAACUGAGAAGUGGCCAAAGAAAGUGACGUUUGAUGCUGGCCCUCAGCUCCAGUUCCUCUUCCACUCUGACAGCAAUAAUAAUGAGUGGGGUUAUAAGUUCACUGUGACAGCCAUGGGGUUGCCGGACAUCACCAUUUCCUGGAUGUCAGACCUUCAGCUGCUUGUGGCUCGCCUGAUGGGUCGUCUUGCAUCUAGAACUCUUGCACUGAAAUCCCCUCAUGAGAUACGCACCAUUAAAGAGCUUCCAUUAGGGAAAAUGUCCCAUGUUCACUCAUCUCCUUUGUGGAAACCCAUCCUGCGACACGGCCUGUGUGAAACAAAUCAGAAGAAAAUACACUCAGAUCAGACAAAUACAUGGACUCUUGAUGAUGUAAUGAGCUUCCUGGAGGACUUUGCUCGAUGGAAUCCUUCACAGGAAAUGACAGACAGCAGAACAGAGUUGAUGAAGACACUCAUGCACUCCUGCAGAAAACAGACAAUGAGGAAUGAGAUUGCAGCCGGGUCAAAGACGGACCAAGCUGUGAAUGCCAUUUGGGCAGUUAUGGUUUACCACACACCGGCCCUCAACCAAGCCCUGAUGACAUAUGUUAAUCAGGAUUGCAAGUGCUGUCUUAGUGAAGAGUUUGUGCAGGUGUAUUCAUUAGCAGACAGCAUCAGAAUGUGGAUGCUGGAGAUGAAGCAGCGACACCUAGUUGGCAAAAUGAAUGUUCCUGAUGAGAAUGAAGGGGUUACUGAUGAGGUUACUGCGGAGACUUUAUCUGAGAUGUGUAUCGAGAAGAGCCUCUUACUGUUCAGAUUUGCCCCUUGUGGAGUAACAUACCAGGACAGUGAGUCAUUGAAAGCUGCAGGGGGGAGCAGUGUGCCACUCUUCCACUCCAGUUCGAUCGUGGAAGGAGACUUCCAGCCCAGCUCCUCUCCAGGAGCUCAGACUACAGGGGUUGAUGAGGGCAGUGAGAGCAAGGCCGCACAGGACAACUCCCACGGUGCUCAAGUCCAAAACUCUACUACUUGUUUGCACAGCAGGCAAGGCCACAGAGGCUCCACAGAGAGCCUCUCAUCUCAGACAGCAGACCCAGCCUCACCCUCAGCUUUCCCCCGUAAACCCCCAUUCAGUCGGGCACGCCUACGACUCCUGUCCUGCCGAUCGAUGGAGGAGCCCCACAUGACUCCUUCCGUCAAGGAUCGCCACCCGAUACUCAAACACAUACUAAACUUUAUCAGGGACCAGGCUCUAACAACUGCAAGCAUUCUGCAGACACUCUCUCUGAACAAAGCCCAGGCUCUGAGCGUGUGCAAGGUCCUUGAGAUGGUGCAGCAGUGUUUGCAUUCCCUUGGAAAGCCACAUCUAUUCCAAGCCCCCUGCAUCUUAUUCCUACAAGAACUAGUGGCAUGCCAGAAAGACUUCACCAGUUAUUUCUCCCACCUGUCAGACAGUGGGCAGAAGCUAGGAGAGGAGGUGCGGCGUUCCUACCAUCAUUUGAUGCUCAUGCUUGUAGAAGCGGUACAAGGCUUCAGCAGCCUCAAUGAGAAAGCGCUGCUUCCAGCCCUGUCAUGUGUGCAGACAUGCUUGUUGCACCUUCUAGACAUGAGCUGGGAGCUGCAGGACCUACCUCUUUUCCUGAACAUCAAGCUUCCUGACCUCCUACUUAGCAUGUCCCAGGAGAACAUCAGUGUCCAUGACAUUGCCAUCAGUCAGUGGACAGAGGAAGAUGAAAUUGCAGACUACAAGAAGAACCAGGAGUGGAUGGAUGAGUGUAUGGACGGGAUGUUUGAGAAGUGGUACGACAAAAUAGAUGAGGAGGAGUCCACGGAAGACAGGAGAAAGAUGCACAUGUUCAUUGCACGCUAUUGUGACCUGCUCAAUGUCGUCAUCUCCUGUGACGGCUGUGAGAGGAUGGCACCGUGGCACCGCUACCGAUGUCUGCAGUGCAUGGAUAUGGACCUCUGCAAGACCUGCUUCCUGAGUGGUGCCAAACCUGAAGGCCACGAGGAUGACCAUGAGAUGGUGAACAUGGAAUAUGCGUGUGACCACUGCCAGGGUCUCAUUGUUGGCAGCAGGAUCAACUGCAACGUGUGCGAAGACUUUGACCUGUGCUUCGGGUGUUAUAAUGCUAAGAAGUAUCCUGACAGCCAUCUUCCCACCCAUCGGAUCACAGUGUACCCCAUGGUGACCAUACGAAUCAGCGACCGCCACCGUCUGAUCCAGCCCUACAUCCACAACUACUCGUGGCUCCUGUUUGCUGCGUUGGCCCUGUACACAUCAGAACUGAGCAGCGAGAGGCAGAUGGAGGGAGAGAUGUUGGACAGCAGCACGUUGAGUGAGGCCUCAGCCCUGCAGACACGCUGCUCACAACUCAUCACUGAUUGUUUGCUCAAGGGGCAAACAGGAAAAGGUCUACGUUCCUCGGCUUUGCUUGCACUGCUGUCUUCCACUGAAUCGGCAUCUGAUAGUGAGCUGUGUCCAGUCUCUCCUGAGUCGUCUCAGGAGCUCAGCACAGCCACUGACACCUCCUCUCUUCCUGGCAGCACUGCAGCGAUCUGCUCCCCCUCAUCACCCAAGGGCACGAGUAAACCACCAGGAAAGGAGAAACAUUUAAAAGAGGUGGGCUCUCCUGCCCCUGCUCCCCCUGAGGUGUUGUCACCUCCAAGCACCGUAGAAGGAGAGAAAAACAAGCUGGUUACUCAAGAUACUCUGGAUUCCUCGAGUCUUAGCCAGACACCCUCCGUAUCCAGUGAGGAUCCUCUCUCUCCAGUGAUCCGACUUUCAGAAUCUGGACCAGGAACAGUCAACUCCCCAUCAUCUGAACUUGUCAAGGAGACAGAUGGGAGGGUGCCACAGGUUCCCCUUCAGGAGCAUGUGUUUUCAGAGUGUUCCAGAGAGAGGAUCCUGGGACUUCUCGCAGCCAUGCUGCCGCCAGCCAAACCAGGCAGGACACUGUCUCUUCGCAGUCUGAGUUCCAUCCUGCCCCAGCUUUUCAGGGCCAUCAUUUCCAAUGCUGGUUCUCUCAACGAGACCUACCACCUCACCCUGGGGCUGCUGGGUCAGCUGCUGCUCCAAGUCCCUCCACUGGAGGCCGACGUUGCUGUUACAGAAGCACUGGCUGACAAGUAUGAGUUGUUGACACAAGGAGAGAGGGUCACUUCAGACGCUGAGGGUUGGAAGACAACACAGCUGCUAUUCAGCCUCGGAGCCAUCUGUUUAGACAGUCGCAUCGGUCUGGAUUGGGCCUGCACAGUUGCAGAUAUUUUACACAGUCUGAAUGCUUGUCCCGAGUGGAGCCCAGUCAUUGCUGCCUUCACUGACCAUUGCGUUCAGCAGUUGCCACAAACUCUCAAACGCACCAACCUCUUCACCCUGCUGGUGCUGGUUGGCUUCCCUGAGGUGCUGUGUGUGGGCACUCAGACGGUGUUUAUCGACAACGCCAAUGAGCAGCACAACAUGAUUUUGCUCAAACACUUCACAGAAAAGAACCAUGCCGCAGUGGUUGAUGUUAAGACUCGCAAGAGGAAAACAGUGAAGGACUACCAACUCAUUCAGUCUCAGGACUCCACAACAGCCACUCUCCCAGGACAGCCAGAGGGCCAAGAGUGCCCAAAGACACUUCUCAGCCGCUACUUGAGUAAUUUCACCUCCAUCAUCAGCCACCUACUGCAGGCCAGUCAGGAUAAUGGUUCACAUGAUGCUGUGGAGGCCUCCUGGGUCCUGUCCUUGGCCCUCAAAGGUCUCUACAACACACUCAAGAAACAUGGAGUGGAGCAAUCUCAAGAGGCCAUCCAGCAGUCAGGACUGACCCAGCUUCUGGUGAGGAAGUGCAGCAAGGGGACAGGCUUUAGCAAGCUCUGGUUGCUGCGAGACCUCGAGAUUCUCUCCAUCAUGCUCUACUCCUCAAAGAGGGAGAUCCACUCCAUGGCCCAGGACCCAGAGAGAGACCAAAGAGAGCAGGACAAAGAGCACGACUCAGACCAUUCCAGUUGCUGCACUGAUGAAGCUGAUGUCAACAGGCCAGAUCCUUUAGAAGGUCUCGAUGAGGAGACCAAGAUUUGCUUCCAGAUCACCCAUGAUGCCUUAAACGCCCCUCUGCCCAUCCUGCGGGCAAUGUACGAGUUGCAAAUGAAGAGAACUGACUCUUUCUUCCUGGAAGUACAAAAGAGAUUUGAUGGCGAAGAGAUCAAAACAGAUGAGACAAUUCGCACGCUGGCUCAGAAGUGGCAGCCGAACAGACGGCCUCACUCGGAGGAGAGGAACACCAGGGCUGUGGACACUGAUAUGAUUGUGGUGUCCUGUGUGUCGAAACCCAGUCACUGUGAAAAGGCCACAGACGAGCUCAACGUAGUGGCCCAGAAGCUCAUCACUUAUUCAGAGAGUGACCUCCAGCUCAGCUAUGCCAAACAGAGGCGCACCAAAAGCUCAGCUCUUUUGCACAAGGAACUGGAUGUGCGCAGCAAUCGGGCAGUGCGUCAAUAUCUGGUGAAGGUCAACCAGGCCAUUGCAACGCUGUAUGCCAGGCACGUGCUGGCCUCUCUGCUGGCUGACUGGCCUGCUGAAGCUGCACUCAGCGAGGAGGCACUGGAACUGAGUGGUGCCUCACACAUGGCUUACAUCCUGGACAUGCUGAUGCAGCUGGAAGAGAGGCCUCUCUGGGAGAGGAUUCUCCAGAGGGUGCUGAAGGGUUGCAGUCAGAGUAUGCUGUGCAGUCUGUCUCUCACUGCUUGCCAGUUCAUGGAGGAGCCGGGUAUGGCUGUGCAGAUGAAAGAGUCCAAACACCCAUAUGACAACAACACCAACUUUGAGGACAAGGUGCACAUCCCAGGGGCCAUCUACCUGUCCAUAAAAUUUGACUCCCGUUGCUACACAGAAGAAGGCUGUGAUGAGCUCACCAUGUCCAGCACCAGUGAUUUUGUCCAGGAUGUCCACAAUUUCAGUGGCUCUCCUCAGAAAUGGUCUGAUUUUGAGAUCCCUGGUGAUACGGUGUACUACAGAUUUAUGUCGGAUAUGAGCAACACUGAGUGGGGCUACAAAUUCACUGUUACAGGAGGCCACAGAGGACGAUUUCAGACAGGGUUUGAGAUCCUGAAACAAAUGUUAGCUGAUGAGCAAGUGCUCAGUCACCUGCCACUGGCUGACAUAUGGGAGUGGCAGGUGGGUGUGGCCUGUCGCCAGACUGGGAACCAGCGACUCAAAGCCAUUCACUUGUUGCUCCGCCUCUUGCAGUGUCAAUCCGAGACAGCCUGUGAGCUGACACUGCUGCGACCUCUGUGGCAGCUCUUCAUGACUAUGGAAAACACCCUUAACCAGGAUCCCACCUGUAUCACUGUGCUGCUGCCUCUUCACAGAGCCCUCACUGAACUCUUCUUUAUUGCAGAGGCCCGAGCUAUGGCAAAGGGCAUCCUUCAGGAGUACUUAUUAGCCAUGACUACUGAUGAGCAGCUCCUCAAUCACACUGCUAUGGCUCUGAAGAACAUCGCUGCCAUCAGCCUGGCUAUAAAUUACCCCAAUAAAUCUACCAAGCUACUCAACAUGUCCCCCUGAGCUAUCUACAGAGAGAGGAGGACGAGGAGGACGAAGAAGAGAGCAAUCUGAAGGGGGACACGUCGUGCCUUGGCCAGUUUACUCUAGUCAAGGUGCAGAGAUGUGAUAGAGGGGAAGCCUCUCUCUGACCACCCAGUACUUUUCUUCUAACAGGACCCCCCUGUCCCCCGCCUUCCACACUGGUAACUCCCUGAAGUGCUGUGGACAUGAGCUGUGGCGGUGAUGGUGGUGGGGACACACAGUGCACUUUCCACACUUAUUUACAAUCCUUUUUGCCUUAGGUGAAUCCAGUAUAUCAGCAUGUUCAUUCACUGGAACAGGAACAGAAUCAUUAUUUUUUAUUUUUUUUUCCCUAUGUUUUUACUUGAAGAUGCCAUGCAAAAGGACACGAUGCGUGCCAAAUUCUUGACCUUUGCUACAUUAUUCCUUUUUGUCCCUGGUUUUCAUUAUCUCCAUCCUCAACAUUAGCCACAUUACAUAGUUGAUGAUGCUGAAAACAGGUCACCUUGGUGACUUGCGUGCCUCGGUGGACAUGUAGAGCAUCCUAAAAAUACUGUCCAGGACAGAAGAGUCUCAUUAGUCACCACUGGGAGAGAGUACUGACCUAGUAGCUCCCUCCACUCCACUCCUUUCUUUCCGUCCUUCUGUCCUUUUAGCCCAACCUUUUCUCUCAUUCCUCCUUUGCUUCUCAGGCAGCAGAGGUAGACGAUGGCAUUUUUGGGGCUCUGGGUGGAAAUCAGGAUCAUUACAUCAUCCUAAAUAUACGAAACACGUGUCACAUCUGCAACUUCCUGCUAGUGUAGUUGGAAGAGUGUCCCACUUCUGAUUGAUAUUAGUUUAAUCAGAUUGAACAAGAUAAGGAUGAUACUCGCGUACAGUCGCUAAAGUCUUUGCAUAGGAUAAGAAUUGACAUUACAGCUGAGGGAAAACUGUGGUAUUACACCAUUGCAAUGCAUUCCUCCACAUUAUUCUGUUAAUAUGUCAAAUCAUUUUCAUUGGGACAUCCUGAAUUCAUGGUUUUAUCCACCAUUAUUUUUCUUUUUUUAUUAUUAAUUGCUUUAUUUAAUGUAUACUUAGAUUUCAGCAGUGAAUCAUUAAUCGUAGUCUAUGACACUAUGAUGUUCCACUUCGGAAAAGAAUCACUCAAAUGCCAAUAUCAUAGUUCGAGACAGAAAAUCUUGCCACUGUUAAGAAUUGAAGCUUAUCCAUUGAUAAAUAGGAAGGUGACUGACCCAAUCCACUUGUCCACCUUUAACACAGCUAUCGCUAAAAAGGCUGGGUUCUUAAGUACUGAGUAACAUAAUCUUUUGUAAUCACACACACACACAUUUGGUGUGAAGCUUCCUCAGAUGUUAUAAUUAAAUAGUGAUUUUAACUCUACAUGCGAUAAAAACUGAAAUCCAGUCGAAGCCACAUCUGUCACAUCGUACAUAAUAUCAGUCGUAAAUAUCAUAUAUAUACACUCGUACAGUUUAGACUGUUGGUGCAUUUAGUUACAAAGAGAGUGUUUUCCAAUCACCGCUGUAAGAACUUCAAAUGGAGAGGUUUUUAGCUGUAAGAGAUGGUGGUGGUUUUAUACCAAAGAAACCAGUCAUUGUGAGCCAUGAAACAUCCGUGACAGAGUUCUGUUUCUGUUAGUCACCUAUCAGAAACCCUGUGAGACGCUGGAGCAAAAGACACCUUUAGACAUUGUUCAGUUUCUUUUUUUAUUUUAUUUUUUUACUUUUGAACCGGUCCGUACAAGGACCCAGUGAUAGAUCAGUGAUUUUGUUUACACAAGCAUUGGCUGCAGUGGUGGGAAAAGAGGAAGAGUUAAUAGUUCCUGCAUUUGGCUUCUACAAUGCCUCACCUAUCUACAACGUGCCUAUGGUUAAAAAUGAAGCAAUCAUAAUUUAACUCAUGUUCGUGGAAUAAUUAUUAAUUAUAUUUUAAAGAGAAAUAUAUUGUUUAAUUUGAGGUUUUUGUAACUUUUUACUUUUAAUGUUGGUUUCUUUUUUCGCGAGGAUGCUUGAUAUUCGAAGCUGACUAAUUUGAAUGUACAUAUCUGUGAAUAUUAAUUGCACAAAAGAAAAAAAAGACUUUGAUAUUUACUCCUUACAAAUGUAAACUUCAUUGGGCACUAACAGAUGGAUACUGAUUUUGAUUUUGUAUGCAUGGCACAUUGAAGGUAUGGAAGAAAAAAAAAUCAACAAAAGUACAGCUUGGGUUGAAAUGUGAUUCAUUUGUAAUUAAAAUAGAAAUUACUUGAA